AUGGAAUCCUCCUACCAAGACACGAACAGUUCGUACGAGAUUUACACUGGAUUUUGGACGGACUGGAGCCACGGCCCUACUUUUGGAGUAACAGUCACCUUGAAUCGACGAGAUGGCUCCCUGCUCAUCGCUUUACUCGCGCUUUUCGUCUCUGUUGUCGGCACAAGCUUCUGGAGGAUCUCUUGUUUCGUCCUUCACCAACUCUUCUCCACCGAGGUAGCUCAAGAUGCUCUCCAUCAUCAGCGCCAAGCCAUUUUUCGAAACGCUGCCAAUGGCUUUGCAGCAGCUGGUACAUUCUCGUCCAAGAUAUCUUCUGCUCUUGGGGAUGAGGUUCUGGUCCGAAGCUCAAAUUGCGGUAUCCUCGACUCCAACAACUACCUCAAUGGAACUGCGAGGCAAACGUACUUUUACCCGUAUACGACACAGAUGCUCAGUUCGUACGAGAACUACGCCGAAGAUUGCUACGAUAAUGUAUCGGGUUUGGGGUCUUGCAAUGCAUUCAUCAAGGCAGAUAUUCCGACCAUGAUCGACACCAAUGCCAGCUGCCCUUUCGGAGAUGACAUCUGCAUGCAGGAGUACGGCAACAUCGUCUUCGACACCGGGUACUUGGACAGUCAUCUUGACUUCGGCAUCAACGCUCCACCGAACGAACGCGUUCAAUUUCGACGCGUAUCGAGCUGCGCCCCGAUCAAGACUGACGGCUACCGCAAAAGCUAUCGCCUGCCUGACUCGAAUAACAGCUAUUCUCGCUACUACUACGGUGACUCGCAUGUUGACUAUAGUGAUGAUCUUCAUACAUAUGAGUAUCCGGAAAUCAACUGGGAUACACAAACGAGCGGGCAAGACGUGAAUGCUGCUCGCACCGAUUACACUAUCCGCCAAUCCAACGCAUUCGUUCUAAACGGAUCAUACGCAAGCUACACAGACUUUCUUCCGAUCCCGGCCCUUCGAAAGAUGGACGCAGACCUGCAUCUGAUGUAUCUCUCUUCCAACAUGAUCGGAUACAGCGAAGAAGUAGACGACCCGUGGUUCUCAGCGCACGUCGACAAGAUGAAGUGGUAUAACCCCGUCAACAGUCCGGACGCACCGCCCGACACUCUCUAUACACAAGACGAGCCCGUAUCCGUUCUCGCAUGCUACGUGUCGGAGCAGUACUGCAAUCCGAACUUGCCUGAGGAGACACGGUGCUCGCCAGUGGGCGGUAUAUCCGAAUCCGCCUUCUUGGCCGACGGGCUCUGGCAAAACGCGAAGCACCAGCGGAUGUUUCGGUGGUUUGCCAGCAUCAUCACCGCGUCCGGCGUGACCCUGGAUGUCGUUCCCGGCCUGCUUGGAGACGCUGCGUUGACGGCUCGACACGGGCUGCAGCUUGGGCAUUCCGGUCCGCUGCCGGACAACCAGUGGCAGCUGGAAGUUGAGCACUGGCACAGGACGUCACUGGUCGCCACACAAGCAAUCAUCGCCGAUACUGCCAAGGGGAUCUCCGAUAUGCAUUUGGAACCGUGGCUGGUGCGCCCGAAUAACACGGAAGAGAAGCAUCUUUGCAAUAGUCAGAAAAUCCGCAACGCCGAAUACUUCAACUUUUCCGUAUUCGGACUGGCAUUCACACUCGCCUUGGGCAGCUUCAUUAUCAUCCUGUCAUACACACUGGAGCCAAUUCUCGGCUGGGUGCAACGACGACGCAGCUGGGACACUUACGCACGGCUCGAAUGGGUUACAAACGAAACUCUACAGCUCCAACGGCUGGCGCAUGAGGAGCUUGGCUCGGUCAAGUGGGAGGGCUGUGCCGAGAAUGUUCCUGUCACGCGGAAGGGCGAGAAGUUGGCUGUGCUUGAUUUACAUGAUCUCGACCACCCACGGCUAAAGGCGCCGCCGCGGACUUUUGCUGGUGUUUGA
This is a messenger RNA of Lasiodiplodia theobromae, 1893 nucleotides long. RefSeq names its product Cytochrome p450 protein. Bases 1 to 1893 code for a protein of 630 amino acids. The transcript is spliced from 4 exons. The record is from RefSeq and is a predicted model, not a curated record. Lineage: Eukaryota; Fungi; Ascomycota; Dothideomycetes; Botryosphaeriales; Botryosphaeriaceae.